AUGAUUACAAGUCGCCCCGCUACUCUGGCCGAUAUCCCGCAAGUUCGGGAUAUCAAUCACUGGUACAUUGUUAACAGCUGUUCCACUUUUGCGACUACCCCACCACCGAUAUCCCACUACGAGGAUAUCCUGCGGGAUCUGAUGAGAAGAAACCUGCCGUUUUAUGUGAUUGUGUCUGACACACGGAAGACACCAGACGGAGCAGAUCUGAUCCUUGGCUAUGCUUAUUUGUCUCCGUUCCGAGGUCAUUUGCUGUCAUAUGCACCGACCGUUGAGCUGUCCAUCUUCAUGCGCUAUGACCAGCAGCAAUAUGAAAGCUUUUUGCGUCUGGUGCAGGAGGGUGAAAUUGAACACCGCUGUGAGGAACGAGUGGGUGAUAUUCCACGCAUUGGAUUUGGUAGCUCUAUGGGUGUCAUGAAGACCUCUCUUGUUCGGAAUAUCAUUGCAAUCAUACCAUAUGACACUGAGGCUCCAAGUGAUGGAGAGAGACUGAGGCAAUGGUGCAUGAAAUGGGGAUUCAUUGAGAAAGGGCAAUUGGAGAACGUUGGGAGAAAAAUGGGUCAUUGGAUUGAUACUGUCUAUCUUCAAUGGACAAUGCCAGAGGAAAUGGAUAUUCAGUGA
This is a messenger RNA of Penicillium verrucosum, 621 nucleotides long. Its product is annotated as GNAT family N-acetyltransferase. The record is from RefSeq and is a predicted model, not a curated record. NCBI's taxonomy places the organism in Eukaryota, Fungi, Ascomycota, Eurotiomycetes, Eurotiales, Aspergillaceae. The transcript has 3 exons. Bases 1 to 621 code for a protein of 206 amino acids.